Macaca mulatta (Rhesus monkey) is the source of this 3337-nucleotide messenger RNA. It is a transcript of the gene TSPAN31, whose product is annotated as tetraspanin 31. The record is from RefSeq and is a predicted model, not a curated record. NCBI's taxonomy places the organism in Eukaryota, Metazoa, Chordata, Mammalia, Primates, Cercopithecidae. Gene Ontology annotation, cellular component: membrane.
UCAGUUUCGCCCAAUGAAAAAACAAGAGGAGGAGGACAGAAGGCGGGUCAGUGACGUAAUGCGGGCUGAUUGGCAUGCAGGCCUUGGACGUCCAGGAUUAGCCACGCAUUUCGCCAAUCCAGAGGCAGGGGAGGGACGGUGCAGGCGCAGAGAAUUGGGUUUGGCUGGCCUCGAUUUAAAGAGACAGAAGCUGUCGGGGUCCUGGAAGACGGUCCCCAAUACCCUCCCCCCAAGUCCUUGGGACCACUUGGGUCCCCAGAGCUGGGGAGAUGGUUUGCGGCGGCUUUGCCUGCUCCAAGAAUGCGCUUUGCGCUCUCAACGUGGUCUACAUGCUGGUGAGCUUGUUGCUCAUUGGAGUGGCUGCUUGGGGCAAGGGCCUGGGUCUGGUGUCCAGCAUCCACAUCAUCGGCGGAGUCAUUGCUGUGGGAGUCUUCCUUCUCCUUAUCGCAGUGGCUGGACUGGUGGGUGCUGUCAACCACCACCAAGUCCUGCUGUUCUUUUACAUGAUCAUCCUUGGUUUGGUCUUCAUCUUCCAAUUUGUAAUCUCUUGCUCAUGUCUGGCUAUUAACCGAAGCAAACAGACAGAUGUCAUCAAUGCUUCUUGGUGGGUCAUGAGCAACAAGACUCGGGAUGAACUGGAAAGAAGUUUUGAUUGUUGUGGCUUAUUCAACCUCACAACCCUGUACCAACAAGAUUAUGAUUUCUGCACUGCAAUCUGCAAGAACCAGAGCCCCACAUGCCAGAUGUGUGGAGAAAAGUUUCUUAAGCAUUCAGAUGAAGCCCUGAAAAUCCUAGGGGGUGUUGGACUCUUCUUUAGCUUUACAGAGAUCCUUGGUGUUUGGCUAGCAAUGAGAUUUCGGAAUCAGAAGGAUCCUAGAGCCAACCCCAGUGCCUUUCUAUGAGACUUUGGAUCCUUCUGACUUCUUUUCUGCUCUAAGCUUUCUCUUCCUCCCUUAGGGAAUAUCUAGGGUCUGUAACCAUUUUGGUUUGAGAAAAAGGAAAGGCCCCUUGUCAAAUCCUCUAAAAUUGAUGGAAUAGCAAGACUUUAUGGCUUGACAUAUUUUAGUGGGAGCCAGACUAUAAGGAAUAAAAGGAAAAACUUUCUCCCUCUCUCUCCAAGAGGAUAUGGGAAGCUUCUGAGGGUACAUAGGAUAGGCUGGAGUCAUUCUUAGCUGUUUCCCCUCCUCUGUCCAUAUGCUGGAUCACCUCAACAUACUCUGGGGUGUGGCUCUAAGGGUAAAUCAGGGACAGAGCCAAGGAGAAAACCACCAAGAGCUCUUUCCUGUAAUAAGCAGGACCCAGUUUGAGAAAGUUCAGUGAAUAUAAAAAAGCCAUUUAAAAAUCUAUAUAUAUAUAUAUAUAUUUUUUGACAUUGAGUCUUGCUCUGUUGCCCAGGCUGGAGUGCAAUGGCAUGAUCUCAGCUCACUGCAACCUCUGCCUCCCGCGUUCAAGCGAUUCUCCUGCCUCAAUCUCCCAAGUAGCUGGGAUUACAGGUGUGCGCCACCACGCCCGGCUAAUUUUGUAUUUUUAGUAGAGACAGGGUUUCACCAUGUUAGUCAGGCUGGUCUCGAACUCCUGACCUCAGGUGAUCCACCCGCGUUGGCCUCCCAAAGUGCUGAGAUUAUAGGUGUGAGCCACCGUGCCCCGCCCUAAAAUCCAUAUUCAAAGAAGCAAUUUCUGUUCCUUUCUAAGCUUUGUCAGUCAAGGGGCUCCACUGACUUGCUAGGCCCUGUAACUUAACCAGUCUUUAAGGUUUUGCAGGAAAGUCCCUUCUUCCAAGUGGUUAUUCCAAAUCGCACAAUGGCAAAGCCAAACAGAGGAAGAAACAUUAAAAAAAAAAAAAAAAAGACCAUUAUUUCUUUGUUUUGUUUUUCCUGUAUAAAAAAGGACCCCAAAUAUAAAGGUAGGGAGAGGGACAAGUGGGAACAUACCCCUUAGUGUAGAGAAAUAGUGGGGCAGGAGAAGGAGAAGCCUCAAAAGGAGAGGUAGGAGGGAAAUGUUAAGGCAGCAAAGUAAUCUCUGUAGAAAGAUGGAGGAGGAGCCUCCACAGCCUCAGAGAUAAAGGCAAAGAUUGCCCUCUCAGUGUCCAGAAGGGAAAUGGCAGCUUUUCUUCCUUCCAUGGCAGCCACUCCAUUGCUCACUCCGGAUUACCUUCAUCCUUAUGUAGAUAAGAGUGCUGCAGAGCUCGAAAGGCAGAGAUUCGCUUGUGUGGGUUAAAAGUCAGCAUUUCCUGAGGGGAGAGCCAAAGGUCAGAAAACCAUGAAGAAAACUGAGAGAGACUUCUACCCACCCAUGACAAUACCUGGGAUGAGCUCUCUUCUUUUCUUUCUUUUUUUUUUUUUUUGAGACAGAGUCUUGCUCUGUUGCCCAGGCUGGAGUGCAAUGGUAUGAUCUCAGCUCACUGCAACCUCUGCCUCCAGAGUUCAAGUGAUUCUCCUGCCUCAGCCUCCCAAGUAGCUGGGAUUACAGGCGUGCACCACCACGCCCGGCUUAUUUUUGCAUUUUUAGUAGAGACAAGGUUUCAACACGUUGGCCAGGCUGGUCUCCCAACUUCUGACUUCAGGUGAUCUGCCCACCUUGGCCUCCCAAAGUGCUGGGAUUACAGGCGUGAGCCACCACGCCCAGCCAGGAUGGGUUCUCUUCCACAUCCCUCUCUGUGGGUGGCCAUCUGCAGCUGUAAUAAAAACUACAGCCCAUCUACCAACCAAGUUUCAUUAACCACAGUGGCCAGGGCCCUGCACACUGCUCUAUUUCUUUCCCCAGUCUCUCCCUAUGCCCACAGCCAUCUCCAGUACCAGCAGCAGCUGUGCUCCCGACUCCUCCAUCUCAGGUACCACCGACUGCACUGGGCGGGGCCCUCUGGGGGGAAAGGCUCCACGGGGCAGGGAUACAUCUCGAGGCCAGUCAUCCUCUGGAGGCAGCCCAAUCAGGCUGUGGGGGACAGGAGAACUCUGGUCAGGAGGGUCCUCCAGUUCCCAUCCCCAUGGGCAGAGCCAGUUGCCAUCCUGGGCUUAGCAGAAAGAGGACUGAGAAUAGAAAAUCUUUUUCUCCCACGUUGGUCACUUACUCAAAGAUUUUGCCCAACUGGUCAGCUUCAGAGUUUCCACAGAAGAGAGGCCUAAGGUGAGAAGGGACAUAAGGUAGCAGUCAUUUUCAAAGAUAUCUUAGUUGAAUGGUUACUGCUUAGUGGCCCAAAAUAGAAAGCACAGGGAAUAAAGGUCGAUAAUUCCAGCACUUUGGGAUGCUAAGGUGAGAGGACUGCUUGAGCCCAGGAGUUCCAGAUCAGCCUGGGCAAGCAAGACCUUGUCUCUUAAAAAAAAAAAAAAAAAAAAAAAAA